CCAAGUGUCCACAGUUCCACAGAGCACCAGCUUACAAAGGGCUGUCUGUACAUUUUACACAGUUUAGUGAAAUUUGAUAGAAGAGUGAUCUGUUUCAAGUCAGAUAUCACCGAGAGAGAGUAGCCUUCGUGCAGGUGAAUGAAGGGGUUCAAGGAUGAGGUGGUGGAGCUCGACCCCAUGUGGCUUGCUCUGUCUGCCGUAUCUCUCUCCUGUGUGACGUAGAAGUACCAAGGAAAAAGCAGAGCAGGCACCUGCGUCUGCCUAAAGAGGAAAGGUAGCUACUGGGGACAGAGGUGUGAAGUGUACUAUGCGGCCUUGUUCUGUAUUGUUUACAUCGCUCGGCCACGCACAAAGCUCGCCCUCGAGCUGUCUGCAACACUUGAAAAACUACAAUAAGCACGUAGGGAUACAGGGUCUGAUCGGCAUCUACAUAUGGUUCCUGAUGAUCCGAUGGUCGCCAGGGUCGUCGAGUGCCAGAGUAGCGGGUGUAACGGUGGCUUCUCAGUCGGGUGCAACAUUCAGAGGCUGAAUUACAAGUGUAACAGGUGACAAUGAAGCCUCAACUUGUGUUAUCUGUCCUGGCACUGACGCUAGCGAUAGGCCACUGUAGGGGUCCGUGGAACCUCUCUGACCCGGUGAUGCAAAUCGCCAACAACAGGGUCAGUGUUACACUUGAAGGUCCGAAAAAGCUGAAGGCAGUUAGCUUCUUCAUGAGUAUAGAUAAAAGCUUCGAGAACUUCAAGGAUGCCGAACACAAAUUCAAAUUGGUGUGUAAACGAGUGUCAAAAAGAAAAUCCUGCAGUGGGACCGGAGGACCAGCGCUCGCAGCGGGCCAGACGGUCCACUAUGCCGUCAAAGCCAAACUGGGUCGGAAGCGGCAGAAUCUCCUUGGCAAGACUUGGACACCUGUCUGGGCCACAUCGACCUCAGCGCCCUCUCCUUCAACAGACGCCCCUGGGGGACCUACUCCUAAUUGUGCGUCGCUGGAGGGUGACUUGCCCAAUGGAUGCAUCGAAGUAGGAUUCAUAGAGCCGGCCCCCAUAAUCCCCGGCGGAAACCCCGAACGUGGUUUCUACAAGCACACCGAGUCGAAGACCUCAUCUUGGAGCCCUGUGGACGACGGGCAGCUCCGGGAGUGGGCCCAGAGUGGGUACUCUCUGAUCUACAGGAACAUCAUUCUAGACUCCUUCGUGGACAGUGACAUCAGUACCGAGAUCCUGCAGAAGAUCAGAGAUGACUUUACUACUAUCAAAGCGAACAGAAUGAAGGUUAUACUAAGAUUCUCAUACAGCAUUGACAUCAACAACAAGAAUGACGCUCCACCUGAGCAACUGCUCAUGCACAUCACGCAGCUUGCACCGAUACUAAAGGAUAACGCAGCUCUGAUCGCCGUAAUGCACGCUGGCUUCAUCGGCGUGUGGGGGGAGUGGUAUUACACGGCACAUUACGGCAACGAGGGUGUGCUCUCGGAGGAGGACUGGGCGCGCCGUCGUCAGGUUGUCAGCGAACUCCUUCAGGCGUUGCCAGUCUCACGAGAAAUCCAAUUACGAACGCCCGAGUAUAAGCGACGGAUCUUGGACCGAACGUCAGCUCUCACGGAGGAUGAAGCCUUUGGUGAAGAGCAGGUCGCUAGGAUAGGUCACCACAACGACUGUUUCUUGGCUUCCGACACGGACUUCGGCACGUUCACCAACAAGACCGACGAAUAUCCGUACGUGCAACAAGAAACUCAGUAUGUCACGAUGGGGGGAGAAUCAUGCAACCUCAACCCACCCAGGUCAGACUGCCCGACGGCCCUGAAGGAGCUGGAGGAACUGCAUUACACGUACCUCAACGCAGAUUACCACCCAGACGUGCUCGACGCUUGGAACUCCCAGGAUUGCUUCGACGAGGUCUACUCAUCUCUUGGCUAUCGUCUGGUGGGCGUGAUGGCGAGGAUCCCAGAGAAAGCGAGCCUGGGAUCGACGGUAUAUGUGGGCGUGCGGGUGCAGAACAUGGGGUGGGCGGCGCCAAUCAACUAUCGCCGUGCUGAGAUUCUGCUGCUUCACGAGACCUCCGGGGAAAAAUUACACCUCGGGGUUACAGUUUGACCUAAGGACCUGGCUUCCGGGUGACCACAAGUUACAGUUCAGUGUGGACCUUCCUGCAUCUGCAACAGCCGGCGAAUAUAGUGUCGUGCUCAACCUGCCAGACGGAGACCCCGGCCUGUACGACCUGCCGGAGUACAACAUCGUGUUUGAGAACGCCCAAGACAUCAGUGAUCUCGAAGGGCGCCGCAACUUCAUCGGCUUCGUCACGGCUUCCUGAGCGGCGUGUCGCUACUUCCAGAUCUAUUUACGGUUUUAUUAUUACUGUUAUUAUCGUUAUUGCUAUUAUUAUUAGUAGUAGUGGUAUAAUGAUGAUGACAGUGAUUAUGAUGAUGAUGAAAAAUAGAUAUAAUUAUUAUUAUCAUUAUUUUAGUUGAUUUAACAUGAGUUACUUCGCAGUGCCCUGUUCGGAGAAUUCAUGAUGCAUAUAAAAUACAAAAUGUUAUAAUCAGAUGAUAAUGCGAAUUCUGAGUUGUGAAUAGUUGUAUUCCAGGGAGCCGUAAGCUUAUAUGAGUAUGUAUAUGUAUUGUUUUAUUAAUCAUCAAGUAAUUAUUUGAAAUAAAGUUAUUAUUUCUGCAA
Molecule: messenger RNA, 2666 nt
Organism: Penaeus monodon (black tiger shrimp)
Lineage: Eukaryota; Metazoa; Arthropoda; Malacostraca; Decapoda; Penaeidae
Exons: 16
Coding region: 552-2090 (512 amino acids)
Source: RefSeq, a predicted model, not a curated record